Ailuropoda melanoleuca (giant panda) is the source of this 9289-nucleotide messenger RNA. It is a transcript of the gene ZWINT, whose product is annotated as ZW10 interacting kinetochore protein. The record is from RefSeq and is a predicted model, not a curated record. Gene Ontology annotation, biological process: mitotic cell cycle checkpoint signaling. NCBI's taxonomy places the organism in Eukaryota, Metazoa, Chordata, Mammalia, Carnivora, Ursidae. Bases 59 to 919 code for a protein of 286 amino acids. Gene Ontology annotation, cellular component: kinetochore. The transcript has 9 exons.
GAAUCCAAAGGGCACUGCGGGCUUGGUGCGGAAGAACAGACGCCCGCCGCCCGCAGGGAUGGAAGGGGCGGAGGUCGGGCCGCGAGCCCCAGUGCUAGAGGCCCUGGACAAGCUGGCAGACAUCCUGGAGCCAAUCGGCCGGCAAGAAGAGGCAGAACUGCCAGCCCAGAUCCUGGCGGAGUUUGUGAUGGACUCCCGAAAGAAGGACAAGCUGCUCUGCAGCCAGCUUCAGGUGGUAGACUUCCUUCAGAACUUCUUAGCUCAGGAGGACGUUGUCCAAGAACUAGACCCUUUGGCUUCUGAAGACAUCAGCCGGCAGAAGGCGCUUGCAGCCAAGGAGCAGUGGAAAGAGCUGAAGGCCACCUACCAAGAGUAUGUGGAAGCCAUCACAGGUGCCCUGACCCAGGCCUUGCCCAUGAUGGAGGAGGCCCAGAGGAAGCGAGUGCAGCUCCAGGGAGCCCUGGAACAGCUCCAGGCCAAGAAGCAAGUGGCCAUGGAGAGACUGAGAACAGCCCAGAAGCAGUGGCAGCUGCAACAGGAGAAGCAUCUGCAGCAUCUGGCAGAAGCUUCUGCAGAGGUGAGGCAGCGGCAGAGAGGAACUCAGCAGGAGCUUGAGCGGCUAUCUCAGGAACUUGGAAGCCUGCAGCAGCAGGCGGGGCAGAAGCAGGACACACUUCAGAGGCACCAGACCUUCCUCCAGCUGCUACACACACUGCAGGGUCAGCUGCCGUUCCCGGAGGCAGAGACAGAGCUACCACAAAGGCUGGAUCUUCCUGAGGAUAAACCCCAGAAGCAGAACCCUGGGGAUACCAUAGGGAAGGACAGGAGUGGACCGUCCAAGGGUGAUGGCCCACAGCCUGCUGGAGAUGCGAGCUCGCCUGGGCUUCCUGAGGGACAGCAACAUGGAAAAGGAACCUAGAGCACGUCAGCCUCCAGCUCAGGCCUUUGUGUCCCUGGACUGCAGGCAUCACUGUCUUCACAGAAGGAUAUAUGCUUGGCAGAAAUGUGGAUGAAGAAUCUCCAUCCUUGUAACAAAUCCUCCAAAGAUUUCCAAAAAGUUUCAUACUUUAAGUCCUUGGUCCCUCGAUUUGCAAUUUCUCCAAGCCCCUGUGGCGUUUGUAUUAACAUUGGACAUUCACAUCUUUCUUUCAACAACUCUCAUUGGUUUUAUUCUUCUUACGAACUGUUACUGCUCAGACUUUAAUGAUGGUUUUUGCUGAACAGCCAAUACCUGGGAAAACAAACAGAAGCCUGAACUUGCUAAAUCUCUAUGUAUUUAACCUCUGCUAUCCUAAGUAUAUCUGGCAUGCGAACAGCCCUGUGAAGGCAACCAGAGGCGCUUUGAACAUUGCAUUUGCCUUCAUGAAGUGAUCUUUCAAAAAUCUGCUUGAAAUUCAUGGACCAAGAGAAUGAAGGUCUGAGAGAAGCAAAUGAAACUCUUGUGGUUAAAUCAUAACUAACAAUUCAAGUACCCUUUGAACACAGACAUCACUGACAAUCUAUGACAGUGUGUUUUAUGAUGUGAAUUUAAAUGAAAGCUUGCCUGCAGCGUUAUGGUGUCCCCAAUUCUAAUGGGCUGUGACCCCUGUGGGUGUGAAUUUUUCUGUGUAGGAGUUACCACUGCUGGCCCUUCUCAGCCCCACUCACAGAACAGAUGUCUAGUCAACCCUGGCUCUUCCCUGACACCCAUAAAUAUGGCAGAUCACCCCUCUUCCCCGCCCCAGUAGCCUGUUCAGCCACUCCUAAUUGAUAGACCUUGGCAUGUAAGAAAAAUAUUUUUGCUCUGCCUACUAGGAUAUGCUGAAAUCAGCAUAACAUAUUUAUGUAUGUAUGUGUGUUUAUGUAUGUACACACACACACACAUACAUACAUAUACACACAUGCUCCAGAAAUCUGUGAAGUGGGGCGCUAAUUCCCUGGAAUAAAUCCAGGGGUGUUUGGAAGUAGUGGGAUGGGAAACAGGUCUUUGUAAAUGGUAUGUUUUGUCAGGGAAUUUUAGAGUAAAGUAAACUAAGCAAAAUUCCAAAUAUAGGAUACAUAAGGUAACACAGGACUGUGUGGAGGAGCUGUGAAGGCCCAUUGUGGGGCCGCAGGAAGUCUGUGGUGUGUUUGGUGUGACUGGGAGACGUUAGAGGCCAUUGGUUUGAUAAAGGGCGCUGAAUGAUGUCCUCCGAAGUUCGAAGGUUAGAGACAAAAGCAAAUAGAUGUCGAGACUUUGAACUUUUACCUGGUUGUCUUCAUAUUGAGUUUGUCACCUUCCAGGUUAUCUUCUCAGUGAAAAUAGCAGAUUUUUGUCAGUUCACAAUUUUUAAACAGAUUAUAGUCAAUCCAUAGGUAAUAAACAUUCAAUGCUGUUAGGCAUUAACUGGUUAAAUAGUAUUGUUACCAUUUGUAGACUAAGUAACUGAAGAUCAGGUGCUUUCCUAAAGAAAAACAAUUCCAGCAACAGCCAUGAUAUUUGGGGCCAUCGUGAUCCAUUUCUUCCCUCGCGUCAUCGUUGACACACACAGUGACUCACCGUAAUGACCUAGAUAUGUUAUUGGGGAAGACGUAGGGCUACCCCUUUAGUUCUAAAAUUUGAUGUGCAGUAGAGUCACCUGGUGAUGUUUCUUAAAAUGUUGAUGUCAGUUGUCUCUCUGAAGAAUCUGAUUCCCAGCCUCUGGUUUAGAUUUUGCAAAUCAACAAACACCUCCAGUGAUUGUGAUGCACUGGAUUUAGGGACCAUUUUGUGAGAAACACUUCAGUCUUUCCCGCUGAGACUUCAGCAUUCAUUGUAUUCAACUUGUGAGGUCGUCCUUGAGACCAUGAAACAGUGGACUCACCCAUUUAGAACAGGGCUGGGGACCCAGAUGAGCUGGAAGUGAUAUGGAUUGAGGGGGCUGUGUUGUGGCAGAGUCUGAAGUGGGAGGAGAGGGCGGCGGAGGGAAGAGCGUUGAGGGCUGAAAGCAAAUGUGUGUUCUAGAGGGUUCCAGGCCACAGACAAGACUGUGGAGGACACGUAUCCCUCCUUGUCCUGUUCCCAUGGAAAAUUAACUCAGGAACUGAAAAUGUUGAUCUAUGAAGAGAUGAAUUGCCUAAGUUUAUUAUAAAUAUACAUUAAUUAAUUGUGCCCCAGACCCACAGCUGAGCUCAUUUCCUUCUGUCCUGUGGCGUCAGGAGAGGCCAUGUGUCUGGACUUCAGCUAAGAUGGGCACAGCAGUGUGACCUCAGGCCUGGCUUGUGAAGACCCCGACGCAAGGCCCUGUUUUGUUUCUCCGCUGGCAAACUGGGGAGGACAAUGAGGGUGGUGGGGGAGGUGCAGACGACAGUGGAAGGGCCUGGCUCCUGGGGACAGCUGUGAGUCAGGAACAGACUUUUGUAUUCAAUGAGCCACUGAGGCUUGGAGGUGGUUCUGUUAGAAGCUGACACCUUCUGGGUCCACUUCUGGUUUCCCCAGGUGAAGUUAUCGGGAAAACCCCUUAACUUUUGCUGAUAAUAAUUAAAUGUUCAUUGGCUCAGGUCAUGAUCCCAGGUCCUGGGAUCGAGUCCCACAUUGGGCUCCCUGCUUGGCGGAAAGCCUGCUUCUCCCUCUUCCCCUUGCUUGUGUUCCCUCUCUCGCUCUCUCUCUCUCUGUCAAAUAAAUAAAAUCAUAAAAAAUAAUUAAACGUUCGCUAGACUAGAAAAGCAGCUUCUUGGAGGAUCAUCAUGUGAAGUAAAUACAAGUUUGCAGGCAGCAAGUGGAAUGCUCGUCAAAGACAGGCCGUAAUUUGAUGAGUGAGCAUCCUUGCUCACACUAAGGGUGCAGGUGUGUUACCACAGGCUUCACUCACUAUCCCACAGUCUCUCUCUUGCUUGUGCCGAAACCUCAGGACGUGCCUGAUCGGAAGAAACAAUUGCUGAACUGUCCAGAGCAGAAAACAUGCAAGUCCUACGAUCACCCUGUGUUUUAGGAAAGCUGAGCAGUUUGAAUCAUUUUGCCUUCCCCUUGGAAAGGAGCCCAAGGUUUAUAAAUCCUCCUAACGUGAGUUUUACAGUGACCGAUGAGUCCUCCCUGAGCUGGUCCUGUUCGAACACCAGGCAGGAGGUUUGUGAUCUGCUGGGCCUUCAGCCAGUGAGCGGGAGACUGCUGAGCGUCAUUCUGAGCUGGAAACACUUUCUGCUUCUGGCCUUACAUUUGCUUGUUGGCUUGGUUGCUGCGUGUCCUUGGCUGUGAUAUGGUCACGCACGCUUGUGUGAGGCUUUGUGCCCCUUUGCUCUGCCAUCGCCUGUGCUGCUUUCUCUCUUGCUACCAGCCCCAAGACUCUGAGAGGCUGGGGCAUCGCCAUCAGGGAUGGUUCUCAGAAGUUGUUCUGAGCGGUACCUGCAGCAUCCAAAUCCAUGUUGCUGUUCUGGAGUCAAGUGCUCUUGAAGAGUUCAAGCUUCAAUGGGAAGCUUUUUUUUUUUUUUCCUUUUAAAGCUGCAAUGAUUUCCUUUUAUUUGCUUUAUAAUGUUCAGAAGCCACAUGCCAUAUUUUAAUAUUUAGUUUGUAAUUACUUCCCCUGGCCCCUCUGUGCCCUCAGCCCACCCGCAGUCAAACACGCACACACGGGGCUGAGAGCUGGUUAGAGAGAUGAGAAUUUGGGGGUGGCUGUUUUUCCUCAUUUCUUUUCCUGAACUCAUUGGUCUUGAAGACUGUUUACCUGUGAACAACAUCUUCUAAUACUGUCUUUUUAAAAAAGUUAAUCUCCAACAAUUUCAUCUUUUUCUUAAAAAUAUAAUUAAUAAAAGUGAUAAUGUAGCUUUUCAACAUUAUGGUUUUUUGGUUGUUUUUUUUUUUUAAAGAUUUUAUGUAUUUAUUAGAGAGACAGUGAGAGAGGGAACACAAGCAGGGAGAGUGGCUGAGGGAAAAGAAGGCUUCCCGCUGAGCAGGGAGCCUGAUGCAGGGCUCGAUCCCAGGAUCCUGGGAUCAUGACCUGAGCCGAAGGCAGAUGCUUAAUGACUGAGCCACCCAGGUGCCCCACAUUAUGGUGUUUUAAUCUAAUCUGAGUAUUUCAAUAUAACUGAGUUGCCAUAGCAACCUGUUAGAUGUGCAAAUGCAAGAAAACUUCAAACAAGAAAUGUUUUGAUCGUGUCUGUUCCUAAUUGAUACUCUCUCAUUUCCAGGAUUUCCAUUGGAUGUUUUUAUAACAUUUAGUGGAAUACAUAUUUAUUAGCAGUUAGAAGUUGUUUUGUAGACAGUAAAACUAUUACAACUUUAUAAUAUUUAUCUUAAAAAUAUGAAAUAUAUGUGCAGUGCUUCGAUAGACUGAAAAGUUGUGCUUACACAGCUAUCUUUGCCAUUUCUCAGAGCAGAGAACCAAAAUUUGCUCCUCUGUGUUUCCGCACCCUGAGCAUGGGUCCCACCUGGCACUCACCAUGUUUUAUGGAUAGUGCUAACGUUGCUAAUUUUGUGCUAACACUUUCUCUUCCUUGUGUAUCAUUACUACAAAAUUCAGUGCCUAUUGCAUGGUAGGUAUCCAAGACUUGUGUCUUUGCUUGUUCUUUUUGUAACUUUGGAACCUUAUGUCUCAGGGACUUGGACUUGGUUCAAGCCAGGCACUAUGUCAAGAUACAUGAAUGAAGUGGGGCAGAUGGAGCCUUCAAGGAAAUCUCCAAAUGAAUGAGGGAGGCUUGUUUACGCUACAGUGUAACACUUUGAAAUAUAUAGAUGUUGCAAUUUUUUGUUGGUGGUGGAAAAACCUACAUAACAAAAUUUACCAUUUGUCUAUUUAUAAGUGUACAAUUCAGUGACAUUAAGUACAUUCAUGCUGUUGUACAACCAUCACCGCCAUCUACCUCCAGGACGUAUCCAUGUUCCCAGGCUGUAACUCCUUCCCCAUGAACCAGUAACCCACUCUAGGUACCUCAUAUACAUAGAAUCAUGCAAUACCUGUUCCUUUGUGACUGGCUUACUCUUCGCCCAGUAUUUUCAAUGUCAAAUUUUCUUUAUCAAGGCUGAAUAAGAUUAUGUAUGAAUAUAGCACAUUUUGUCUCUCUGUUCAUCUGUCAGUGGAUGCUUAGGUUGCUUCGCCUUUUGGCUCUUGUGAACAGUGUUGCUGUGAACAUGUGUAUACAGAUAUCCAUAGCAGUGUCUGCUUUCAUUUAUUUUGAAAUUCCAGGUCUGGAAUUGCUGGAUAGUAUUAGGUAAACCUAUGUUUGCUUUUCGGAGAAACCACCAUACUGUUUUCUGCAGUGGCUGCACCAUUUUACAUUCCCACCAGCUGUGCACAGAGGUUCCCGUUAUUCCACGUCCUCACCAAAACUCAUUAUUUUCUAGUUUUUUUUUGUUGUUGUUUGUUUUUGGCAAUAGGCACCCUAGUGGGUAUGAAGUGGUAUCUCAUUGUGGUUUUGAUUUGCAUUUCCCUAUCAAUUAUCAGUUACCAGUGUUGAGCAUCUUUUCAUACACUAGUUGGUCAUUUCUUUAGAGUAAUGUCUGUUUCAGUCCUUUGUUUCUUAAUCAGGUUGUUUGGUUUUUUUUGUUGAAUUAUAGGAGCUCUCUCUCUAUUCUUGAUGUUAAUCCCUUAUUAGAUAUAUGAUACACAGGGAUUUUCUCCCAUUCUAUGGGUUAUCUUUUUACUCUUGAUUAUGUCCUUGAUACAGAAAUAUUUUUAAUUUUGUUAAAUGCAGCUUAACUAUUUUUUUUUCUUUUGUUGCCUUGCUUUUGGUGUCAUAUCCAAGAAAUCAUUACCAAAUCAGAUGUAGUAAGCUCUUGUCCUAUGUAUUCUUCUAAAAAUUUCGUAGUUUUAGUUCUUUAGGUAAAGCCUUCAAUUCAUUUUGAGUCAUCUUGUAUGUGGUACAUACUAAGAGUCUAACUUCAUUCUUUUUUGCAUGGAGGUAAAUAGUUUUCCAACACCAUUUGUUGAAAAGAGUCUUUUAGCCCUUGAAUGGUCAUGGCACCAUUGUUGAAUAUUUUGCAAUAUUCAUGUGGGGGGUUUAUUUUUUUGUAACAUUGCUAAAUUUGUUUAUUAGUGCUAAUAGAUUUGUGUGUGUGUGGUAUCUUUAGGGUUUUCUGCAUAUGAGGAUAUAUGUGGGGGUUUAUUUUUUUGUAACAUUGCUAAAUUUGUUUAUUAGUGCUAAUAGAUUUGUGUGUGUGUGGAAUCUUUAGGGUUUUCUGCAUAUGAGGAUAUAUCAACUGUGAACAAAGAUAAUUUUACUUCUUCCUUUUUUUAUUUGGAAACCUUUUAUUUCUUUUUCUUGUCUAAUUGCUCUGGCUAGGACUGACAUUACUGUGUUCAGUAAGAGUGGAACGAGUGGGGAUCCUUGCCUUGUUCCUGAUCUUAGAGGAAAAGCUUUCAUGUUUUUACAUUUGAAUAUGAUGGUUGCUUGUGUUUUUCAUAUGUGACCUUUAUUAUGUUAGGAGGUUCUUUUCUAUUCCUAGUUUGUUGAGUGCUUUUAUCAUGAAGGAUUGUUUUAUUCUGUCAGAAGCUUUUUCUACAUCAAUUGAGAUUAUCGUGGGGUUUUUGCUUUCAUUCUGUUAAUGUGGUGUAUGUCAUUGUUUGAUUUUCAUAUGUUAAACCAUUUUUGCAUUCAAGGAAUAAAUCCUGCUUGGUUUGUGAAUAGUUCUCUUAAUCUUGAAUUUUGGUUUGAUGGUAUUUUGUUGAACAUUCUUGUAUCAGUGUUCAUGAGAAAUAAUUGGUCUGUCAUUUCGUUGUUGUUAGUUUUCUUUGUCUGCCUUUGAUAACAGGGUAAUGCUAGCGGCAUAGAAUGAGUUAGUUCAGGCUGCUAUAACAAAAAUACCGUAAACUGGUGGCUUGUAAACAACGGAAAUUAAUUUCUUACAGUUUUUGAGACUGGAAAAUCUAAAAUCAAGGUGCCAGAACACUCAGUGUCUGGCAAGGGCCCUCUUUAUGGUUCAUAACCAGCACCUUCUCAUUAUGUCCUCACAUCAUGGAAGGAUGAGGGAGCUCUGUGGUUCUCCUUUAUAAAGGGACUGAUCCCAUUCACAGCGUCUCCACCAUCGUGACCUAAUCACCUUUCAAAGACCCCAGCUUUUAAUACCAUCACCUUGGAGGUUAGGAUUUCUACAUGUGAAUUUUGGGGGGACACAAUCUAUAGCAGAAGUGUUUCCUCUUCAAUUUUUUUGGAAGAAGUUGAAAAGGAUUGGCUUAAUUCUUUUUUAACUGUUUGGUAGAAUUCAUUGAAGACACCAUCUGAUCCUGGGCUUUUCUUUGUUGGGAGGUUUUGAUUACUGAUUCAAUCAAUCUGUUAAUUAUAGAUUUAUUCAGAUUUAUUUCUUCAUGAUUCAGUCUUGGUUGUGUGUGUAUGUUAAUGUUUCAGUGAGGGAAUUAGGACCUGGAAUUCCUUAGUGUACCAUCUUGCUGGCAUCACUCUCUGUUGUAUUAUUUUUAUGUUGUGUUACCGUCCUAAAAACCAUUGGCAGUAGUACAAAAUGGUUCAUGCAAUAAGAACUUCCUUUUCUUGUUUUCUAGCAAGUGUUUUCUCUCACUUUUGCAUGAUUGCACUACUAAAUCAGCGAUUAGUGGAUAUUACUGAUCUUGCCAUGAUUAAAGUCUGUAUUUUACACUGAUGGCACGUGUCUUAGUGCAGAGAGUGGUGACCCUGCUUUUGAGAAGCAUGGAUUCAUGUUCCAAACAUGAAACAUGAUGAUAAACAACACUCGUAUUUUUGUGACUCAGUUGUCUUAUCUGUAAAAUGAGAACGUUAAAGUAAAUGAUGUUUAAAGACUCUUUUAUAUCUAAUUCUCUAUGUUUCUAUAAUGUAGAUAGUAAUUUAAAUUUUGAAACUAUGUAAGUGAGCAUAAGAAUAUUUUUUAUGUGUACCCCUCCAGACUACACCUACCUGAAGCACUUUGGAUUAGGUCAACAGGUAGCCCUUAUGAAAAUAGUGAUGAGGGCACUGGGAUAAAUUAUUGGGACCUAAGAAAACAGAAUCAGACUCUCAAAUCAACAUGCGCCUGCCCCAGCCUUUCAGAGAGCAUUGUAGGUUGUCUGUGAGCUUUACCCUGAGGGUGAAACAGAACACAUCGCUGGACAUUUUCCUGGAGGAAAUGUUCAUUGUCGGCAGGGAGGAUCUUUGGAGAAUAACCAUGUAUGAUACACCUCAAUUACCCUUUGAUUUUGUCCUAGGAGAAUAUGGUUCAAGUUCUUUAAUAAAAUGAGUUUUAAGAAUAUGACAGGAAAAAAAAAAAUGUGACAGGAAAAGCCCACCCUUGAUGUAAUAUAAGAAAAUGCAGAAGGAAAAAAAAAAAACAGUAACCUCUUCCAUGUCAAUAGAAAAAGAAACUAGGAGGGCACCUGGGUGUCUCAGUUGGUUAAGCAUCCGCCUUCGGCUC